Molecule: messenger RNA, 1800 nt
Organism: Chrysemys picta bellii (western painted turtle)
Lineage: Eukaryota; Metazoa; Chordata; Testudines; Emydidae
Source: RefSeq, a predicted model, not a curated record
GCUUGGUGGUGGCAGUGUAUUUUUAACCUAAGCUGGUAAAAAAUAAGCUUAGGGGGUCUUUCAUGCAGGUCCCCACAUCUGUACCCUAAAGUUCAGAGUGGGGAGGGAAGCUUGACAUGGUGGCAGAUCGGUGGGAUCAUUAUUGAACCAAAAGCACAGCAGGAUUUUUAAAAGGAUUCUUGUUAGUUUUUUUUCCCCUCUGCCUGAAGGCAGAGGGGUCAAGUUACAGUAACAAAGGAAUUUACAAGAUGGAUUUUUUUUUUUCUUUCUAACUCUCGGGUAUAGCUAGCUUAGACCCAGAAAGGCCGAACACUGACUGGUGUGAAAAUCUCUGUUAACUAAGUAGCCCCUGAACUGAGUACAUACCAGUUUGUGAACUGCAGAGGGGGUGUGGACCCAGCACAAGAAAGCAGGAAAAUGAGUACCAGUGAUGCCGCUAAUAAACUAGAGCUGGCCAGACUGGAAGCACAAGAGAAUGAAAAGAAUCAUAAGAGACUGCUCGAAUUAAAACAACUCGAGAAAGAAGCUGCUGAAAGAGCAGAGAAAGCCAAAGAGGCUGCCCACAAGAGAGCUAUGGAGGAGAAAGAAAAAGAGAUGGAGGAGAGGGAAAGAGAGAGGAAGCAUGAAAUGGAGUUAGCGAGGGCAAGGGCUAAGCAGGAUAUACCAGACAACCCUAGCAACCCCUUUCCAGGUACCGCUUCCCAUCCCAGAAAAUUCCCCACCGACAAGGCAGGCGAUGAUACCGAGGCCGCCUUAGAAAAUUUCGAAAGGGCCUGCCUUGGGUACAGCAUCACUUCAGACCAGUACAUGGUAGAGCUGAGGCUGCAGCUCAGUGGACCCUUAGCAGAGGUGGCGGCUGAAAUGCCUAAGGAACACAUGAACAGUUAUGAACUUUUUAAAAACAAGGCCAGAAUCAGAAUGGGGCUAACACCCAAGCAUGCCUGUCAGCAGUUCAGAGCUCUAAGGUGGAAACCAGACAUGUCAUUUACCCAACAUGCCUACUACAUUGUGAAAAAUUGGGAUGCCUGGAUAUCAAGAGCAAGUGUUAAAUCUCCAGAAGAGUUGCCUUUCCUAAUGCAAAUGGAGCAGUUUUUAGACAGUGUUCCUGAGGAAAUAGAAAGGUUCCUCCUAGCUGGGAAGCCCAAAACUCUAACCAAGGUGGGGGAGAUUGGAGCCAAAUGGGUGGAGGUGGCAGAAAAGAAAAAACUAGUAGCAGUUGGAGCAAAUAUCAGAAGUGGUAACCCAAAACAAAACCCUAUCACUGGGGGCAACCCAAGGCCCCACCUACAUCCCAAGGAAAACCCCAGACACCUUAUUGUCCCACCACACCAGUCUCCAGCAACCCACCUCGCUCCAGUGACCAGUAAGCUGGGCGAUGUUUUAAAUGUAAUGAGCUGGGGCAUGUGAAGGCCAAUUGCCCCAAGAACCCCAACAGACUGCAGUUCAUUACGCCAGAGUCACACCCAAGGUCCUCAGGCUCAGAUGCCUCCCAGGUACCCUCAGAGUGAAGGAAAACUGUGAGUGUGGGCAGGAAGAAGGUUACAGCGUGGAGGGACACUGGAGCACAUGUGUCAGCUAUCCACCAAUCCUUAGUAGACCCCAAAUUUGUCAACCCAGAGGCCCAAGUGACAAUUCAACCAUUCAUGUCAAAAUCUUUAAACUUACCUACAGCUAAGUUGCCUGUCCAGUACAAGGGCUGGUCAGGAAUGUGGACUUUUGCAGUCUAUGAUGAUUAUCCCAUUCCCAUGCUGCUAGGGGAAGAUUUGGCCAACCAUGUGAAGCUAGCCAAGAGGGUGGGAA